Messenger RNA from Didymodactylos carnosus, 1719 nucleotides. Lineage: Eukaryota; Metazoa; Rotifera; Eurotatoria; Philodinida; Philodinidae. The record is from the annotation of a GenBank genome assembly.
AUGUUUCUAUUUGAAUAUUUACCAAAUGAAUUGAUUAUCAAUCUAUUUGACUAUUUGGAUGAUUACGAUCGUUAUGUAUCAUUCGAUGGCCUUAACCAACGAUUCGAUAAACUUCUUUUGUAUGUCACACAUUCAUCUUGGUUUACUGUGAACUUUUCUAAUUUACAUCAAUCAAAAUUUCAUCGUGUAUGUAAAUUUAUGAAAUCUGAAGACACUCGAUCUUUAACGCUUUCAAAUUAUCGACAUUCUGUUCAUAUCAAUCAAAUUCCAUUAUUUUUCAAUAUUUAUUUUCAAUUGGAUCAACUGAAAUAUUUACAACGUUUAUAUUUGUAUGGCAUUGAUGAUAAUCAAUGUCAAUCUUUUUUACCGAAACUUGAACAAUUACAACAUUUAUCACUUUUAACAUUUAAAUGUCUCACUGUCGUUCGACAGUUUAAUCUGAGUGCAAGAUUUUUGUCAUUGAAAACAGUCAGAACAUUGAAGUUCUUAAGCGAUGGAGGACAAAUUGCGUUUGUUAUGGAUACAUCACCACCUAUAAUUGUCAUAAAUCACGUUCAAUAUUUGAAAAUAAAUCUGUCACUUGACAUUGAGUCAUUGAAUCAGUUAUUGAUACAUCUACCACAUUUGAAGUCACUGGAUAUUAAAUUAACGAAAGAGACCCGAAAUCCGGUAAAUCACAUGGAUGAUAAAUCACUCACUACUUGUAUAGAAACUGAUAUAACCAUUUUGACUAUCGAAUUGUACUCCUACACACGAAUUACAUUCAAUGAUAUUCAGGAAUGUCUAAAAUCAUUUUUUAAAUUAAAAAAUUUCAUUAUCACCGGUAUUGUUAGUGAUCGACAAUUUUUCGAUGGCCAACGAUGGAAACAAUUGAUUGACACUCGCCUACCUAAUUUGGAACAAUUUCAAUUUCUAUUCACUAUUUAUAAAUAUGAGAUUACAAAGCUCAAUGUUACAUCGUUCGAUACAUGGCAUCGAGUACAAUGUGAUUCAAAUCAGCAUGUAACAUCAAUUUAUACAUUGCCAUAUGCAUUUCAUAAGCAAGAAUUAUCAUUACCCUUUCAAUCAAUAUCACCAAAAAUGAAACGAACCGACUACUCACGUGUUCGUCAAUUACGUUUUGUAUCGGCGAAUAAUGCUGCUACUAACGAACAAUCGGUAUUGGAAAAUCGUUGUUAUCCGAAUAUCGAUACGCUCAUCCUAUGGAAAAUAUCUCCAUUUUUGUCGUCCUUGAAUGAUCUUUCAAAUUUGAUUGUUCUGGACACUAUCCGACACCUGGAUAUUGGCUAUCAUGCAGCCGAUAUUCAAAUUCACUUGGAUUUACUACGGCAAAUAUCAAAAAAUUUACAUUCGUUAACUAUACGAAAUUAUGAUCUAUUCGAUGAACUAUGGACACUUGCUAAUAAUCAAUCAAUAUCAUGUAAAACAAUAAAAACUUUAUCAUUACAUUUCACAUACUUCAACAUCAAAUACGUCAAAAGUUUCUGUCAACUCUUUCCCAAUGUAGAAGAAUUGUCGGCCGUUGUACUGAGAUUGAAUAAUAUAUGUUCUGUAGUGAAAUCGAUUAAAAAUUUAAUUUGGUUAAAACUGAAAUGCGAAGAACUGAAAAAUAUGUAUACAACUGAUAUUACACGAUGGUUAAUAUCAUCAAAGAUGUCGAAAACUGUUGAAAAUAUGUCUCAUCCUAUUAAUGAUGAAAUUCAUUUUUGGUUGAAAUAA